Molecule: messenger RNA, 1227 nt
Organism: Suillus paluster
Lineage: Eukaryota; Fungi; Basidiomycota; Agaricomycetes; Boletales; Suillaceae
Product: acid protease
Exons: 5
Coding region: 1-1227 (408 amino acids)
Biological process (GO): proteolysis
Molecular function (GO): aspartic-type endopeptidase activity
Source: RefSeq, a predicted model, not a curated record
AUGGUUCUCUCUACAUCGAUUUCAUCUCUUCUUGCCCUGUCGGCGCUUGCCUUCCUCUCGCUGUCAGCGAGGGCUUCGCCUCAUCCUCGGACAGCAUCGAACACUGCUGCUCUCAAGCUCGCCGUUAGAUUCAACGCGAACGGGAGCAAGAAUAUCGUCGCCGCCGAUCGCGCUCGAGCCCAAGUCUUAACAAAAGAUUCAAAUGGCGGCAGCUCUUCCAUCGAUGUAACCAAUGCUAUUACCACAUACACCGCUGACGUUGGCGUGGGGAGUCCACCAACGUACUAUACGCUCCUGGUAGAUACCGGAAGCUCAAAUACCUGGAUCGGGGCCAACAAGGAUUACACGAAGACCAGCACAAGCCAAGAUACAGGCAAUCAAUUCUAUGUUGAAUACGGGGAUAAGUCCUACACUCGUGGAGAGGAAUACUUGGACACUGUGACGCUCAACUCUGAUCUGGUCAUCGAUAAGCAAUCUAUUGGCGUCGCAUCCGAUUCCACAGGGAUGGAUACUUCGCUGAAUGGACUUCUUGGCGUCGGACCAGUUGACUUAACGGAGGGCACCGUCACUAAUACAAACCAAGUCCCGACUGUGACGGACAACCUUUACGCGCAGGGAACGAUUAGUUCAGAAGUACUCGGGGUGUUCUUCUCGCCUGCCUCCUCUGAUGAUAGCAGUGGUGAGCUCACAUUCGGCGGUUAUGAUGCCUCCAAAAUUACUGGAGACAUUAACUAUGUGCCUAUCACAUCAACAUCUCCGGCAAGUAAUUAUUGGGGCAUUGAUCAAUCCAUCAGCUAUGGGGAUACAGUGAUGUUAUCCGAGACAGCCGGUAUCGUCGACACCGGAACCACCCUUGUUCUCAUUGCCACUGAUACUUUCGACAAAUAUAAGUCAGCGACGGGUGGGACCCUCGAUGAGACCACUGGCUUGUUAAAGAUUUCAUCCGACCAAUACGACCAGCUCUCAUCCUUAUAUUUUACUACCGGUGGCGUAACUUACGAGCUCAGCCCCAACGCGCAAAUCUGGCCUCGAUCGUUGAACACCGCCAUUGGCGGUAGCACCGACGGCAUAUACUUGAUUGUUAGUGACAUCGGGAGCAAGUCUGGUUCUGGCUUGGAUUUUAUCAAUGGCUAUUGUUUCUUAGAGCGUUUUUACUCGGUGUACGACACGACGAACUCCCGAGUCGGGUUUGCCACGACUGAGUACACCUAUGCCACGUCAAAUUAA